This is a messenger RNA of Talaromyces proteolyticus, 1674 nucleotides long. RefSeq names its product fungal-specific transcription factor domain-containing protein. Gene Ontology annotation, cellular component: nucleus. Gene Ontology annotation, molecular function: transcription cis-regulatory region binding; zinc ion binding; DNA-binding transcription factor activity, RNA polymerase II-specific. The transcript has 2 exons. The record is from RefSeq and is a predicted model, not a curated record. Lineage: Eukaryota; Fungi; Ascomycota; Eurotiomycetes; Eurotiales; Trichocomaceae. Gene Ontology annotation, biological process: positive regulation of transcription by RNA polymerase II. The coding region runs from base 39 to 1544 and encodes 501 amino acids.
CUCCAAUUUAAGAAUCUGCAUACCCCAAAAAAUCGGAUAUGGUAUAUAAACAUUCUCAUCGUCCAGCAAUGCAAUCACGAUCACAUCACGGCUGCACUCGAUGCAAACAACGUCGGCAGAAAUGCGACGAGAAGCGACCAAGCUGUAGUCGCUGUGUGAACGCCGGAACUUCGUGCCUGUACCACAUUAUGCUCAAGUGGGAUGGCCGAGUUCCCCGCAUGGAAAAAGCCUCAUCACGGCAAAAUAGAAAAACAGCGAAGCCUUUUAAAAGAACAGGAGAAUGCCGACAAGAUAUGUCUGUCCAAUUACUGGGACAAGCGCAGCGAUCGAUUGUGGGAGAUACGCUCGAUAUUCUCGAAUUAGAUCUAUUCGAGUCUUUGUCCUACAGAGACAAGCUUCUGAUUAAUCAUUUUAUCACCAAAUUAUCAAUGAUAGCGAGUCAUACUUCAGUCCGUGAACAAGCUUGUCAAACGAUUUUGCCAAUGGCACUGGAAAUCCCUUCACUGAUGUAUGCGACGCUGGCAUUUUCGGCGCUACACCUCUCAGAAUUAGCUGAUCCACAAGUGUUGACAUUAAUAUCUGAUGAUAUUAUAAGGGACAUUUUAGCUUCAAGCAUUGCUCAUUUGCGUGAGGGAUUAGAGAUGGACGGUACUAAAAGCAGACAACCUCUGCUCCUUACGGUGAAGACUCUUUGUUUAUUCGAGAUUUACUCCGGAAAGUACAAUUCUUCAUGGCGAACUCAUUUCAAAGGUGCAAGGGCGUUGCUUGAAAGCAUGCGACCAGAGGUGAUUCAGUAUUCCAUUGAACCAGGUGCUUGGUUGAUAGCUAGGUGGUAUACGUCUGUGGAAGGCCUUUCAGCAUUGACAAAUGCUGAGACUCAAAACGAAGAGCAGCACGCUUUCCAGCCAAUAAAUGAUUCAAUAACUGAACGAGGCUCUGGUUUUGACAUAUAUGCUGGGUAUUCGUCCGACCUACAUUUGGUGUUUCGUGGAAUCGGUAACUUAAUGCAAAAAUAUCCAUACUGCGCAGGCCAUGUCAUUCAAGAUGAGAUGUCAUCCGAGCUUAAUCGAACGUAUCUUGAAGUCCAUGGGUUAGAAGAGAUGGUUCUAACAAUGAUCCAUCGUGACCGGGAGGAAGGUCUUCAUAUGCCGGAUGAGCGGCCUUUGAGUCUGGAAGAAAUUCGGAUGUUCAGUGCAUGUAACACUGCAUAUCAGUAUUCAGCACUUCUGUACAUCCGUCGCCGACUAUUUUGUAUCGACUCUGAGUCGGAUCAAGUCCAAUCCUGUGUUCGGGCCAUUCUAGACGCUGUAUGCGACAUGUUGCCGGUAGUUGUCCUCUCGCCAUGGAUUCUGCUUACUACUCCUCUAUUCACAGCAGGUUGUGAAGCCAAGGGUCUAGAUCGAGAACGAGUCAGAAGUCUACUGUUUGAUCUCUACAUGACACUCCGAAUCCCAAAUAUUCUGCGGGCUAUUGGCAUUCUAGAAUCUUACUGGGAACAGCCAGAUGAUAACUAUACCGAAUUGGCAGGCUUUCUACCUUUCUAGAAUAUAUUGGCGCUAUUACGAAAUAGGAAACCCGAGGAGAUAGGCAUUACUGACAAAUUCAGUAUGUAUUAAUGAGGGGUAUUUUUCAUUGACUUUAAGUAUGAACAAUAUCAUUAAUACUCCAUAUAAU